CAACGGGGUUAGUGUAGUAUCGAGCGCAUACAUUUCGAAGCCGCCAUGUCCAUCAACGAAGGUGAAGAACCAGUAACUAGGCAGCCGAUGGCCAUGGAGACCCCAGCGGCUGGCCGGCCGUUCGCGACACCUCUCAUGGGCUGCUGCGUUGGAGGAGCAAAAACGUGUUGCUAUGGCUUCUUUUGCUUACCUUGUAUGCUAUGUGGAAUUGCCAAACGACAACAGGAAAACAUAUGUACUCCAUGUUGUCCCGGUGGAGUGGUGGCAAUGAGAACAAAGAUGAGAGUUCAGUACGGAAUUGAGGGCUCCAUCAUGGGAGAUUGCUGUGUCGCCCAGUGUUGUUUGUGCUGUGCCACCUGCCAGAUGUCCCGAGAAGCGGACCAUGUGGGACUAUAGGCUACGAGUGUAGGUGAUAGAGCCCAUCUAAGACUGAUGUUGAGAACCAUCAUUAAUCACCUUACGCGGUCAAGACGCUAGAUGUGCAUAUCCUCCACAUGGACCCUUGUUCAUCUCGCUGAACAAUAUCAAAAGAGAUACAAGAUCAAAUUGUACAUGUGUUUAUUUCAUGUCCACAGUUGCAUUGAGAAAAUGAUGCAUUUACUCCUGAAAAGAUCUGAAAGAAUAUACUUGGCGAGCUCCAAUGCAAUCACAUCCCGCAACUUAGAAGCAUAAGACUGUCAUUCUCCUCAGGUUUGUUUUAGCGAUGACCAUCCAUCAGGAUGUGAUAAAGUUCUUGAGGUUUAGACUGUCAUAACUGAGGGAUCAUUUCUUUGUUAAUAUUUCUUUUUUGUCGCUUCGCAAUCGCGGGACAUUGCUUGCGUUUGUGGUUCGUCACGACUGUCAACCCUGUCAGCCCGCCAUGCGCACAGUUGGGUAUCAAAGUCCUUCUUUGGAUCAUACUCGUAACAAGAAUCAGUUGAUAUCUUUAUCAUCGGCACUAUGCAGUGUUCAUUUCUAUGAACCAGUGCCAGAUCAGACUGCUGUAAUGGAUCUCAAAUAAAUAGAUGCAUGUUAUUUUC
Molecule: messenger RNA, 1019 nt
Organism: Lineus longissimus
Lineage: Eukaryota; Metazoa; Nemertea; Pilidiophora; Heteronemertea; Lineidae
Product: cornifelin-like
Exons: 4
Coding region: 46-396 (116 amino acids)
Source: RefSeq, a predicted model, not a curated record